AUGAGGUCUUCGAUAAUAAAUGAUGAAAAUGCCAUAUCACAACAAUUGAAACAAAAGUAUAUAUCAUCAUCUUCAUCUACAAAAACAAUUGCAUCAAAUCCCAAAUUAAAUUCUAAUGAAAUUGCAUCAUCAUCAACUACAGCAUCAACAAUAAUACCCAACAAAAAUUUAAAUAAUACAAUAGCUCAAGUAAAAACCACAAAUCAAAAUGGAUUAGUACCAAUUCCAUCAACAGCAUCUACUACUAGAGACAUUAUAUCGAAAUAUAAAAGAGAGGUAUUAAAAGAAAUUAAUGUAAAUGAAAUUAAUAUUAAACAGUCCCAACAACAACCACAACAAAGUUAUCAUUCUACUAAUUAUGACAAACAUCAACAUAUAUUAAAACCACUGCAUACUCAACAAAAUGAAUCAAAAAACCAAAGUCAAUAUCGUCAAGACGUAUCACAUAAUCAAAUAGAUGAAUAUAAUAGCUACAAAAAACAAAGAAUAUCGUCAUCAGAUGAACACUUUGAACACUUACCAUCUAAAUCACAUCAGCAUACAUCUUCAAUUCCAUAUCAUGAUGAUAACCUUAUAAAUAGUAUAUAUGAAUCAAAAUUCAAGGAAGAAGAAGAUAUUGAAAAUCAAGAACCUGAGUAUGAAACGCGUUUACACCUUGAAAGUGAUAAAGAAGACGAUUUACAACAACAAGAAGAAGACGACGUAGUGGAGGGAAAUGGUGAAGAAGUACGUCGACAAAUUCUACUACAACAACAAUAUCAAUUGCAUAAACGUAACCAAUUACUUAAUCAUCAACGUCAACAAGUCGAGCAGCCAAUCCAAAACAAUCAUACCAAUCAAUUACAACAACAACAAACCAAAAGAAUUUCAAAUCCAACAGGUGUCAUUACCAAAUAUAGACGGUCAAUAAUGAUUCCACCAUGGACAGAAUCAAUUCAAAGAGAGUUAGAUAUAAUUAAUUCAGAACCCUCAUUUAAAAAUUGGGAUAUUAAUGGAGAAGAUUGGGAUGAUCCAACAAUGGUUUGUGAAUAUUCAGAAGACAUAUUUAAAUAUUUAAAUUACUUAGAAAUAAAGUAUAUGCCAGAUCCAUUCUAUAUUGAAAAAGUUCAAGAUGAUUUAAAUUGGAAUAUGAGAAGUGUAUUGGUGGAUUGGAUUGUUCAAAUUCAUAAUAAAUUUAACUUGUUACCUGAAACUUUAUUUUUAGCUAUAAAUAUAAUUGAUAGAUUUUUAACCAAGAGGAAAGUACUGUUGACCAAAUUACAAUUAGUUGGUGCUGUUGCUAUAUUAAUAGCUUCAAAAUAUGAAGAAAUUAAUAUUCCUACAAUUUCUGAGGUGAUUCAUAUGACUGAUAAUUCUUUUUCAGUUGAAGAAUUUACAAAAGCUGAAUGUUUUAUGAUUGAUGUAUUACAAUUUGACUUGGGUUGGCCAGGUCCAAUGAGUUUCUUGAGAAGGAUUUCAAAAGCAGAUGAUUAUGAUUAUGAAACUCGUACAUUAGCUAAAUAUUUUUUAGAGAUAACUAUAAUGGAUUCAAAAUUCAUAGCUUCACCAACAAGUUGGCUUGCAGCUGGAGCUCAUUAUUUGUCAAGAUUUUUAUUAAAUAAAGGAGAAUGGACAAAAGCUCAUGUUUAUUUUAGUGGAUAUUGUGAAAGACAAUUACGAUCAUUAGCUGAACAAAUUUUGGAAAAUUGUAAAAAUCCUGAAAAAAAUCACAAGGCUAUAUUUGAAAAAUAUGCUGAAAGAAGGUUUAGGAAAAGUUCUUUAUUUGUUCAAGAUUAUUUAGAUCAUGUUGGAGAAAGAGAAGAAUAA
Molecule: messenger RNA, 1806 nt
Organism: Lodderomyces jiufengensis
Lineage: Eukaryota; Fungi; Ascomycota; Pichiomycetes; Serinales; Debaryomycetaceae
Gene: CLB4
Product: B-type cyclin
Exons: 1
Coding region: 1-1806 (601 amino acids)
Biological process (GO): regulation of cyclin-dependent protein serine/threonine kinase activity; mitotic cell cycle phase transition
Cellular component (GO): cyclin-dependent protein kinase holoenzyme complex; nucleus; cytoplasm
Molecular function (GO): cyclin-dependent protein serine/threonine kinase regulator activity
Source: RefSeq, a predicted model, not a curated record